This is a messenger RNA of Arabidopsis thaliana (thale cress), 420 nucleotides long. RefSeq lists its product as uncharacterized. The coding region runs from base 1 to 420 and encodes 139 amino acids. NCBI's taxonomy places the organism in Eukaryota, Viridiplantae, Streptophyta, Magnoliopsida, Brassicales, Brassicaceae. The transcript has 5 exons. The record is from RefSeq and is marked reviewed.
AUGGACGAGCAGCAGUUUCGAUUAGGAUUCCAUUUUUGGUCUGAAUUCUUUCAAGAGAGGUGGAGACGGAAACCUAGGCCUGUAAUUACGCGGAUGCUGCAUUGGACGGAAACCGUUACCAAUAUAGGACGAUGCAGAGUCUCUGGUCGAGGAGGAUCAGAGUUAGGGAUGUCUGCUAGUGGAAACAGAUGGCUCGCUACUGCAAAGAACUCAUGUGGGUCUUUCUUAAAACUCUCCUGGAGUCGGAAUUUGAAUCCAGAGGUUAGGGUAUACUCGUCUGGUUCGCAACAAGUUGUAAGCUUUCGGCUCGUGAUGACGAAGAUGCAAAACUCAUCGACUUUCUUCGUCGAGAAACAACAGGGCAGAGAACGGCUAAAGACUCACCACAUCAAUGGGCCUUAUCAAUGGGCUUUGCUGUGA